GCAUAGAGCAUUUGACGGUACCGUCAUGUAAGUAAUCCACUCGAGCAAAACCCUAAAAACCCAAAUUAAUCGAGAGAGAUGAAGAGAAAGAGAGGAGAAAAAGAAGAAGCAGCUGAGAAGAAGAUGGAAAUUGUGUGGCAAACACCGGCUAAUCCUCCUGAGAAACACGAUUACAUCUUUCGUGACGGGAGGCGCCACGUUAGACCUUACCACUUCGAGUUUAUCUCCCAUGUAAAAAACCGGUGGGCGGGGAAGACGAUAGUGGAUUUAUUUGCGGAAGAAUUCAAAGGCAGACCCUAUGAUUAUUAUGUUAGUGCUGUUAAAUGUGGACGGAUACAAGUUGAUGGAGAAAUGGUUCCUGUUUCGUACAUUGUUAAAUCGUCGCAGAAGAUCAGCCAUUUCGUGCACAGGCAUGAACCGCCGGUGAUGGCUUGGGAUGUUCCCAUUCUUGAUAAAGAAGAUGAUGUCGUAACUGUUUGGAAGCCAGCAACUGUACCUGUGCAUCCUUGUGGUCAGUAUCGCAAGAAUACUGUUGUUGGCGUUCUCCAGGCAGAACAUGGGUUAGCUCCCUUGUUUCCGGUUCAUCGGCUAGAUCGGCUUGUUUCAGGACUCCUUAUCUUGGCUAGAAAUGCUACAAGGGCUGACCUUUUUAGGCAAGAGAUUGAAGCUGGCAAAGUACAGAAACAAUAUGUUGCAAAGGUCAUUGGGGUAUUUCCUGAGGAUGAGCAAAUUGUUGAUGUUAAUGUUAAUUACAAUGCUCGAGAAGGAAGGAGCACUGUAGAGGUGGGUAACUCUUGUGAUGGUUCUCCCAUCAAGGGAAAGACUGCCUGUACAAAGUUUACAAGGAUUGGCACCAAUGGCAUUCACAGCAUUGUUUUGUGUAAACCAAUCACUGGCCGAACUCAUCAAAUCCGUGUCCAUUUGCAAUACACAGGCCAUCCUAUAGCCAAUGACAUUCUUUAUCUAUCCGAAAAUGUUACUAAUCGAUCUAGUGAAGGAGUGAAUGCUGAUAGAGCUGCUCACAGUCCAAACAAUUGUCUUGUGCCUGAAAAUAACAGUUCUGAUAAGUAUGAAGACAGUACCGAAGAAGAUUUUGACAUUGAUCCUAUGUGCACAAACUGUCCAAAUUUGGUUCCAAAAGGAUAUGAUGGUCAUGAAGAGGGUUUAUGGCUGCAUUGUGUGCAAUAUUCUGGGUCUGGAUGGGUUUAUCAAUGUCCAUAUCCAGACUGGGCGGUUCCCACCUAGUAAAUCUUGCUCUUUACUUUUCCUUUCCCUUUUGUUCUUUCUUAUGUUUUUUUUGUAAUCUACGUUAAUUUUUAAAUAUUCAUUGAGAAAAAAAAUGUAUUUUCACAAACAGGAUUUUGACAAGGUUUCACUGUGGUUACUGAUGAAAAGAUCAUGCAUCUUUCUUAAUGAUAA
Molecule: messenger RNA, 1419 nt
Organism: Populus trichocarpa (black cottonwood)
Lineage: Eukaryota; Viridiplantae; Streptophyta; Magnoliopsida; Malpighiales; Salicaceae
Product: RNA pseudouridine synthase 7
Exons: 12
Coding region: 79-1245 (388 amino acids)
Biological process (GO): pseudouridine synthesis
Molecular function (GO): pseudouridine synthase activity; RNA binding
Source: RefSeq, a predicted model, not a curated record